This is a messenger RNA of Cylas formicarius (sweet potato weevil), 3971 nucleotides long. RefSeq names its product protein fem-1 homolog CG6966 (gene m-cup). Bases 160 to 2100 code for a protein of 646 amino acids. The transcript has 8 exons. Gene Ontology annotation, molecular function: protein binding. The record is from RefSeq and is a predicted model, not a curated record. Lineage: Eukaryota; Metazoa; Arthropoda; Insecta; Coleoptera; Brentidae.
CAGAAUACCAAGGUCGUGUUUACUUUUUAGAUAAUGUCAAAAUUAUUCAACAAUUUGUAAGUUCAUGCUGAAAACAACUGCAAUGCAACAAUAAUUUAGCUAAACAGUUAAAAGCGGAAUAUAUAAAACAUACAAGUUUCGUUUUCACGAUCGUUUAGUAUGUGGAAAAUUAGUAAAAUUGAUUCUGUUGGAGAAAAAGACUCAAUAUUUCACGAACUAAUAGAUGAGUGUAAACGUUGCAGUCCAGGUGCAAGAUUAUCAUUUCAGCUUAGAAACAGAUUAGAAAAACUAUCGCCAGAAGUUCGACAGGAAAUUGUCAAUCGAGUAAAAGUGGGAUGUUCUCCCUUGUUCAUUGCAUGCAAAAAAGGUCAAGUUGAAAUUGUUGAGUAUUUGAUAUCUGUUUGUGGUGCUGAUGUAGAGCAAAAGGGUAUUUAUGAAGUUCAAGAAGAUAGGUCUACCCAUGUCGUUACACCUCUCUGGUGUGCAGCAGUUUCAGGCAAACUUAGUGUAGUUCAAGUACUCUUAAAAAAUGGAGCAGAUGUUAAUGCAGUAUCAGAUAGUGGUUCAACCCCUGUAAGGUCUGCAUGUUUUAUGACUCAUUUUGAAAUUGUUAAAUAUUUGGUUGAGUGUGGUGCAAAGAUCAAUUUGUCCAACUACAAUGGUGGAACUUGCUUGAUUAACUCUGUCCAAAGUGCAGUUCUCUCUGAAUUUUUGUUGCAACAUGGUGCUGAUGUAAAUGCAAAAGAUGUUCAAAACAAGACUGCUUUGCAUUACGCAAUUCAAGAACAUAGAUUGGAAACAACAAAGCUCUUAUUAAAAUAUGGAGCUGAUUAUAAUGCAAAAUCAACUUAUGGAGAUGAUGCUUUACAAAUGGCCUGUCUCAAAGGUGCCAAUCGUAUAUUCGAUUUUCUUACAUUACACUUCAGUUAUUCCCCCGAAAGAUUAGCAAAUGCCCAUGAAUUGAUUGGCACAACUUUCCUUGACGAGCACAAUGAUAUUAGUGUAGCAAUAUUUCAUUGGAAAGAAGCACUAAUCAUCAGGCAAAAUCAUGGUUUAUUUCCCAAGCAGCCAGUAAUUCCUCCACAUGAAGCAUACAGGUAUCAAACUGAAUUUCAAACAAUGGAAGAACUGGAAUUGUUAUCAGUCGAUUUAGAUUUAUUAAAAAUUCAAAGUUUAUUGAUGGCUGAAAGAAUUUUAGGAACCUAUCAUAAAGAUACAAUCUUUAGAUUAAUGUUUAGAGGAGCUUCAUAUGCUGAUACAAUGAGAUAUCAACGAUGUAUUGAAUUGUGGCUGCGUGCUCUAGAAAUCAGAAUUGAUAAAGAUACAAUUCUAUAUACUGAUACUUCGUUCACUGCUCAGGCAGUAGUAAGAAUGAUGAUUGACCUUAAUAUAAAAUCGGAACUGAACACGCUAAAUAAUACCAAACAAAGGUUCCAUUACAGUGUGUGGGCCUACAAGCUAUUGACUAAAAAUAUUUCAGAAAUGCGGCAGUUAUUGACAAUCAAACCACAGUAUAAACGACAACUUGAGUAUUUCGACAAAAUUCCCAAGUGCAUCACUCAUUUGAUAUAUUUAAUGAUAAAAACCGUGUCGCGCGAGGAAGAUGCGGCAUUGAUUACAGAAUUGGUAACUGAUAUAGUAAAACAAAAUAUCAAAUGUAUCAUGGUGGAUGAUACCUUAUUGCAUUUAUGCGUUUCCAGACUGAAUACAAUUAGAUCGAGCUAUUUUAUUACGGAAGAACCGAUUAUGAUAUUUCCCGAGGAGAAUGUUGUAAAAAUGUUGUUGGAAUGUGGAUCGUCUGUUAAUGCCAAAAAUGAACUAGGCUGGACACCAUUACAUGUCGCAACAAUUCCUUAUAAUUAUUCUAAUUCAUUAGCGAAACUUUUGCUGAGUUAUGGAGCUCACAUUGAUCAACCAAAUUUUGCUGGUCGAAGUCCAUUUGAUACAAUUCAAGAACUAGAAGAUCGUUCAGACAUUCAUGUUUUGGAUUAUAUAAAUUUGAAAUGCCUAUGUGCCCAGAUUAUCACGAAACGUAAAAUUGCUUAUAAGAACCAAAUUCCCAAAACUUUGGAAAAUUUUGUAAACCUUCAUAACUCGUAAUAUUGACGUGCUAGAAGUAUUUUUCUUAAAGUAUUACUAUAAACUGAUUACCUCUUGUUAAAAAUACUAUUUUUCCUACCGCUAAUCAAUUUUUAUUAUAUCGUAAUUAUGAAGCAAAUUGAAAAUUCAAAGGUGAAAUUUUAUAAUAAUUUUGCUGUACAAACUGGGAAAAGGUCACGUUUAGGAAGUUAGCAUUACAACUUGCAAAUUUGUAAUGGUAUGCAAUAAUUACUGUUUUUUGACGUGAAGUUGUCUAAAAGAAAAAAAAUGUUUGCGCCGCGUUUCUUAAAAAACACCUUGGUAAUGCUAAUUUCAUAUACAGAAAAUUGGCAUUUCCAUCCUGAAAAGUUUCGCUUUUUACAAAUUUUUCUUAUGCAUUAGGGGUAAUUUUGUUGUCGUAAAUUCGAAGUAAAAGAAAAAAAAAACAAAAGACUUCAUAUCGAAGGAAAAAUAGAAAAAAUAAUCGUUGCGAUUUUCUUUGCUACAAUAGCUACUAAAAAUUCCAAUUCUUCUAGGUUGUAAGGAAAUAGUUCUACAAAGUAGUUGAUAAUUCCACUCUGACUGAGUCACAAAUUCACACUUUUAUUGUCGUAUCCACAAACUUUUAUUUGCAAACAAAAAAUAACUUAAACAAUAACCAACUUUAAGAAGUAUUUUUUUUAUAUAUCGAUCGAUGUCGACCAGGCAUGCGCGGAAGUUUGCUACAAUGCUCUCUAGAUGGCGGUUACUGAUGAUUCGUUCCACAAGUAUCGCUACUCUUCACUGCCUCACUGCCUUCUUAAAAUCGCUUGCUCUGCUUUUAUUAACUAAGAAUUAAUUGGAUUGUAUAUUUUUUAAUUGUAUUCGUUCGACAGAUUUAAACUAAUCAAAACUAACUGUUCCAAAAGUUCGCAAAAGUUUGUUGCUCACCAUUUCUUAAUCUUGUAAUGUAGUAUAUUGCAUAUUCUUAUUUAAUAGAUUUGUUAUUGAAUACACUAUCACUGUUCAUGUUUUGUGGUACAAUGUGUUAUGACAAUGUAUAGAAAAUAGGAAAUUUCGGACAACUUUAAGCGAUAUUUGGAAUGGAUACAUUAGAAAAUUACAUGGGGUAAAUUUUAAAAUGUGCAGUUAUGGGACUAGCAUAUCUUGUUUAUCGCAGAAUUUAGUAAGCAUCUAAGAUUUUUGCUUCUUGUUAUUAAUUAAUUGAAAUCGAAUGUAAACAAAACAACCCGAGUCAUAGCAAUAGACACAUAACCAGUAUUGUUAGUAAGUUUUGUGUCAAUCAUGUACCAUGUACCAAAUACGUAACCAAAAUAGAUUUUUGAGGCGUAUUUAUCGAAAUUAACGUGACAUAUAUGCAACAGACAUGUUCCGAUCAUUUGGCUAACUUCGGUUAUUUGAUUCUCUUUUAUCCGAUUUGGACCCAACACCCGGCAUAAACCCUUGAAAAUUAGCAAGUAGUGAUGCUAAUUUCCUACACCUAUCUAUCUAACGUUUACCUUGUGCGUAAUUUGAACUUUCUUAAGAUGUUAUUGAUAAAUUUAGUUAUUAUAUGAUAUUCAUUAUCUAGAAGAUUCAAUUUGAUUUUAAAACGAUACCAUUAAAAACGCUUGCCAUACUAACCCCAACAAUUAUGAAAAACAAUAAAUUAUGUUUCUAAACAACUUGGAAAAUAUAUAACAAAAUUAUGAAUUGAUAGAGGAUCAGCGCACAUUUGUAUAUAUAAACGUUUACUAUAAUAAAAUUUCGCUUCUGGCAGGGUGGGUCACGUUAUUUCUGAUUGCAAUAUAUUCCGUUUAAGUUUGGUAAUAAAUUUGUUUUUAUUAAUUAAUUUCUUUUCUUUUUUGUUAUAAUCGUAUUGUUUUAAUAAAGAAACCAAAAGUGCGGGCGAU